AUGUCUAGAGACGACAGAGAAGUUGUAGACGAAUUUUCUUCACUGGAGUUUGUGUCUUUUCUAGGUCAAGGUGGCUUUGGUUCCGUUACCCUCAUGAGAGAUUCCAAAUCAAGAUUACAUGCAGAGAAGUCAUCUCCCGUCUAUUACAUCAACAAUCUCGAGAAAGAGCAUAGGAUCAUGCUUCGUUAUCGUAACCAUCCACGCAUUGUCCAAACCACAAGCCCUAGCCUUCACAUAGACAUCAAUCUCCAACGUUGUUGCAUCUACAUGGAGUUUGCGUCCAAAGGUACUAUCCACAACAUGAUCUCCAGCUUCCAUGGCCGACCAAUGCCUGAGGUUAUGGUCGGACGAGCCGCUCUUAUGAUCUUACAAGGUCUCGAAGCUCUUCACUCCAACGGCUACGUUCAUUGUGAUCUCAAGCCAGCCAACGUUCUCAUCUUCCCUUCCAAGAAUUUUGGACAGCCGUGGGAUCUCAAACUUGGUGAUUUCGGUUUAUCCAAGGAACCUUGUUCGGACCCUAGGUCCUUGUCUGGUGGUACGAAGCAGUAUAUGCCUCCUGAAGCUGUUGGAACCAAUGGAGUGGUGAUGAUCGGACCGGCUGUUGAUGUGUGGUCUCUAGGAUGUGUUGUUCUUGAGAUGUUUGGUGGCCGUCCACAGAAGAUGGGAGAUAUUUACGCAUGGAGACUUCCCAAACUUGUGUCUCCCGUGGCCAGCGAUUUCCUGAAACGGUGCAUGGAGUUGCAUCCCUCGCUCAGAGCUACUACAGCGGAUCUACUGAAACAUCCUUUUGUUGCGCCAGAAAGAGUCAUGAGGAGUGUCAUUCCACCACGCCCAGACCAGAUGCUUCGCUACUGUCCUCCUGCCUUAAGGUGUCCUCCACCUGCCAUAAGGAACAAUGUACCGAGGAAGAUGACGAUGGCUACAAGACCUGGAGAUUUGAUCGGUUGUUAA
Molecule: messenger RNA, 951 nt
Organism: Brassica rapa (field mustard)
Lineage: Eukaryota; Viridiplantae; Streptophyta; Magnoliopsida; Brassicales; Brassicaceae
Product: mitogen-activated protein kinase kinase kinase 3-like
Biological process (GO): signal transduction; protein phosphorylation
Molecular function (GO): protein kinase activity; ATP binding
Source: RefSeq, a predicted model, not a curated record